CAACCCCCUUAUGCAGUCGCAGCAUACCUGAAGAAACGUUUUUAAGGAUCUCUGCGGUGUGACUGUGAGACCCCCUUCCCGUCAACCAAUCAGAAUGCCGGCCAUUACAAUGCUGGAAAACUUCCCGUCCGUCAGAACCACCGCAAAUUCAGUAUCAUCGCCAAUAUUUUCCAUCCAUUGCAAGCCCUUGUUGCAGUCAAAACUUCAAUUCUCUCCGUUUCACACGCUGGUUGAUCUCCGUUGUACAACGCCCGCCACUACAGAUGAAAUCUUCCGAUUGACAGACUACUGACCAGGACAACCAAUAUCAGAAGCAAACAGGCCUACCCUAAGUGGGAACUGAAACACAUACCCUCUGUAUACCUAGUAGACACUAGACAGACAGACAGACAGACAUCUUAUACCAAGAAACCAUGGAUUCACUCACAAACUUCCUCACCACCAUCGGCGAAGAAGUCGAAGACGCAGAAGAGGAAUCCUUCCUCCUCUUCUCCCAAGACAUCCCCUCCGCCAAUCUAGGGUUUGUCGAUUCCCGCGCCACAACCAUCGACUUGACCAUCCACGACCAAGACUAUACCAUUCAUCAAUCUCCGACUCUGCUAUCAUCUUCCAGAGCAGGCGGUACAACCGGUGCAGUCCUCUGGAAAAUCACCCCCCUCAUCGCAGAAUGGCUCUCCAACAACACCGCCACUACCAAGGAUACUAAAGAUGUCAACCCCCUCUGGACACACAACAUCCUAACCCCCACCUCCACCAUCGUCGAACUAGGCAGCGGCAUCUCCGCCCUCCUAGCCCUAUCCCUCUCACCAAAAAUAUCCCACUACAUCGCCACAGACCAGGAAUACGUGCAAAGAUUAUUCCGCCAAAAUCUGGAUGAGAAUGCCAGCACCAUCACUACUUCUACCUCUACCGGUGGAGGUAGUAGUAAAUCUUCCAAGGCGGGGAAGAAGUCCAGCAAAACGUCAGCGGCAGCUCGGAAAUCCCACCAGGGACAUGCGACUGGAAUUGGAAACGGGAAUGUGAUCUUCACAUCCCUAGAUUGGGAAUUGGAUGUUGCGGGAUCGCUGAAGGAGGGGUUGGGGCUGUGCACUACCGUGGAUGAUAGUGGAGAAGAAGAAGAAGAUAAGGGCUUCGACGUGGUGGUGUCAUGCGACUGUAUCUACAACGAUGCGUUGGUUGCGCCGUUUGUGCGCACGUGUGCGGAUUUGUGUCGCUUGAGGCCGGUGUAUAUUCCCCCUGGUGGUGGUGGUGGUUCUAGUGGAACAGGGAGGGGGAGGAGGACGCCGACGGUGUGUGUGAUUGCGCAGCAGCAGCGGUCGCCGGAGGUGUUUGAGGCGUGGUUACGGGAGACGUUGAGGGUAUUUCGGGUGUGGAGGGUGAGUGAUGAGAUGUUGGGGGAGAAGUUGAUGUCUGGGAGUGGGUAUUUGGUGCAUGUUUUGGUUUUGAGGUAAAUCUAGACUGGAAAUGGGACUGAGUGAUAUGUCUUUGAUUGACUAUGGACAUGGCCUGAGCUGUGGAACUUCUUUGAAACGAGACUCAUGUCUCUCAAUUGCAUCGUUCCGGCCAGAAGCUGAACAGCUAUGCAUGUAUAAACAUCCCGAAGCAGUAUGGACAUUCUUGUGGGAAGCAAGAGCAAGAAAAUAAACAGACACAAUAACUGUGCACCCGGCGUUCAAGAGAUCAUCUUUGACUGGGGAUUAUAAAGGGUAUAGAAUGUAUGUACUAGUGAUUGGA
Aspergillus eucalypticola CBS 122712 is the source of this 1734-nucleotide messenger RNA. RefSeq names its product S-adenosylmethionine-dependent methyltransferase. NCBI's taxonomy places the organism in Eukaryota, Fungi, Ascomycota, Eurotiomycetes, Eurotiales, Aspergillaceae. The transcript has 3 exons. The coding region runs from base 414 to 1451 and encodes 345 amino acids. The record is from RefSeq and is a predicted model, not a curated record.